AUGCCACCAUCACCUGGUGAGAAGUUCCAGCUGCGAAGGGUAACGUACAGUGAACUGAGUGAAGUCAAGAGAGCUUUACUGGGCAUUAGAAAGGAUUGCUCAACUGGGUAUGACAAAAUUUCUAUCAGGCUAUUACAGCCAGUGCUUGAAUUUUUAAUUUCACCUCUGACACACAUGAUAAAUUCCUGCGUCCAAGAGAAUAUAUUUCCUGAUAUUUGGAAGAUAUCUCGAAUUAGUCCUAUACCUAAAGUUGAUAACCCAAAUGGAAAUGACGAAUAUAGACCAAUCGCGAUUUUACUCGUGUUGUCAAAGGUAUUCCAGAACUUGGUGUUGCAACAAAUGCAAGAUUUUAUUAGUAACUAUUGCUUGUUACGAGAAACACAAUCAGGAUUUAGAAAAGGUCAUUCUACUACUACUACAUUAUUGAAAUUCAAAGACGAUAUCACUAAAGCAAUGAAAAUAAGGGUGAAAUAACACUAGCUAUCUUUGCAGACUACUCUAAGGCAUUUAAUACCGUAGACCCCGAAGUGCUGAUCAAUAAAAUAUUCAAGUUGAACUUUUCAAAACCGUUUUUACAUUGGCUAGUUAGUUAUCUGACAGACAGAGAACAAUACGACCAAAUCAAUGACAAACUAUCUAGCAAGGUUACCAUACAAUUUGGAGUUCCGCAGGGCUCCAUAUUGGGCCCUAUAUUAUUUAAUCUCUACGUUGCCGACAUGCAUCAAAACGUUCACUCUGAAGAAGAAUGUCUGCAAUACGCCGACGACUCAACCUUGUACCACCAUUGUAAGGUUGAUGAAUUGGAAGUCGCCAAAUUAGACUUAGAAGAAUCACUAUCAACUCUUAGUGACUGGUCAUCACACAUCAACUUGGUCUUUAAUCAUACCAAGACAAAAAUGAUGGUGUUUACCACAAGACAGAUGGCAAGAUAUCAUGGGCUAGAUCAAGAACAUCGGAUUGAAAUAGGAGUAAAUGGUAAAAAAAUUGAACGAGUUGCACAAUGUAAAGUUCUCGGAAUGCUUUUCCAACAAAAUCUAAUGUGGAAUAAUCAGAUUACAGAACUAUUAUCAUCGUGCUAUGGUAGUAUCAGCGUGUUGAAAAAGAUAAAACGCUUUACACCCUAUCAUAUUAGAAAGCAACUAGCGGAAGCUUUGAUACUUUCUAAGCUGGACUACUGUAAUGUUUUAUACCACGGAAUGCCUGAGUACCUAAUUAGAAGAUUACAGAGAGUGGAAAACACGGCGGCAGGUUUUGUUCAAAGACGAUAUGCUAACACUGAAAAAACUCUCGAGUUAAAUUGGUUACCAGUUAAAGAAAGAAUUGAAUUCAACAUUGCUAAGCUCGCCUUUAAAGCCAUUUACUUUGAAAACUGGCGGUCUUAUCUGCAGGGUCAAUGUAAAACAGCAAGUCAGAGUAUUACGUAG
Messenger RNA from Paramuricea clavata, 1424 nucleotides. The record is from the annotation of a GenBank genome assembly. NCBI's taxonomy places the organism in Eukaryota, Metazoa, Cnidaria, Anthozoa, Malacalcyonacea, Plexauridae.